Messenger RNA from Dovyalis caffra, 1788 nucleotides. The record is from the annotation of a GenBank genome assembly. Lineage: Eukaryota; Viridiplantae; Streptophyta; Magnoliopsida; Malpighiales; Salicaceae.
AUGAGCGAUGGAAUAUUGGAGAGGGCUCUAAAGAGCCUUGGAAGGGGAUUCGACUUGACGUCGGAUUUCAGACUCAAGUUCUGCAAAGGAGAAAAAAGAUUGGUUUUCCUUAAUGAAGCAGAGAAAAAAGAGCUCAAGGUACCUGGUUUUGGGGACAUCAAAGAUGUUUCUAUUGAUAUAAAGUGUGAUAAAGGUGAUCGUGUUCGAUAUCAAUCAGACAUCCUUGAGUUCCAUCAGAUGUCAGAGUUGUUCAACCAAAAAGCAUCGGUGCAAGGAAAAAUCCCAUCAGGGCGGUUUAACUCCAUGUUUGGAUUUGAAAGUGGUACAUGGGCAGCUGAUGCAGCUAACACCAAAUGUUUGGGACUUGAUGGUUACUUCAUAAUUCUAUUCAAUUUUCAUAUUGAUCGCUAUCCGCUUGUUCUCUGUGAUGAAGUCCGAAAUGCUGUUCCAUCGUCCUGGGAUCCAUGUGCUAUAGCAAGGUUCAUUGAAAAAUAUGGAACACAUAUUAUUGUGGGGUUGAGUAUUGGUGGCCAAGAUGCGGUUCUGGUCAGGCAAGACAAAUCUUCCAACCUCGGUCCAUCAGAGCUGAAGAAUCAUUUAUAUGACCUUGGUGAUCAAUUGUUUACUGGGAAGUGCAAUUUUACUCCAAAAGCUAGAGAUCACAAGUCUAAGGCACCGCAGGCUUUCAAUGUCUUUGAUCCACCACCCGUUACCUUCGAUAGCUUCUCAUCCGUCAGUAGCACUAAAGAUGGAAUCACUGUUCUAUGUGCCAAGAAGGGAGGUGAUACAGCAGUAAGUAGUCACUAUGAUUGGCUUCCGACAGUUUCUUCCAUGCCAGAUGCAAUUCAUUUUAGCUUCAUACCCAUAACGUCUCUCCUUAAAGAUGUUCCUGGCAAAGGUUUCUUGUCUCAUGCUAUCAAUCUUUAUCUUAGAUACAAGCCUCCUAUAUCUGAUCUGCAUUAUUUCCUUGACUUCCAAUCUCACAAGAUUUGGGCCCCGGUUCACAAUGACCUCCCACUAGGCCCUUCCACGAAUGUGGCAAGUUCGUCUUCAGCUCUUCACUUCUAUUUGCUGGGCCCUAAACUAUAUGUCAACACUAGUCAGGUUACUGUUGGAAAGAGACCAGUAACCGGAAUGAGAUUUUAUCUUGAAGGCAUGAAAUGCAACAGGUUAGCCAUACACCUCCAACACAUAACAAGUACUCCAACAAUUCUUGAAAACAAGAUAGAUGACAGUAUGCAAUUAUGGCGAGGAUCCGAUGACAUUGAUAAUGAAGGAUACUUUGAAGCUAUAUAUCGAAAAAGGUUUUCCCAUGUAUGCACAGCACCAGUAAAAUAUGACCCCAAGUGGAGCACUAGAAAAGAUGUAGCCUACAUUGUCACAGGAGCUAAACUUCAGAUAAAGAAUCAUAACUCGAAGAGCGUCCUCCAUCUUCGGCUACUGUUCUCCAAGGUUUCAUAUUCUUUUAUAGUUCAGUCAAGCUGGGCACAAGGCUCUUCAGGAUUUUCACAGAAGUCCGGCCUCUUCUCAGCCCUAAGCACGUCGAUAGCAGGCAAUCCUGCGAAAGACGAACCUAAGCGUGUGGUGGUGGAUUCCAGCGUGUUUCCAUCAGGGCCUCCAGUACCAGUGCAAACACAAAAGCUUUUGAAGUUCGUAGAUACAUCACAGUUGUGUAGAGGGCCACAGGAUAGUCCAGGACAUUGGCUAGUUACGGGGGCUAAGCUGGACUUGGAUAAAGGGAAAAUAAGCUUGCAGGUUAAGUUCUCCUUGUUAAACGUCUAUUCAUGA